Molecule: messenger RNA, 1308 nt
Organism: Lindgomyces ingoldianus
Lineage: Eukaryota; Fungi; Ascomycota; Dothideomycetes; Pleosporales; Lindgomycetaceae
Product: FAD/NAD(P)-binding domain-containing protein
Exons: 3
Coding region: 1-1308 (435 amino acids)
Biological process (GO): secondary metabolite biosynthetic process
Molecular function (GO): FAD binding; monooxygenase activity
Source: RefSeq, a predicted model, not a curated record
AUGGAUCUACAGCCUUCCAAACUUCCAUCGUCUCCUCACGAUCCCCCACUCACAGCGAUCGUAAUAGGUGCCGGCCUGGGCGGCUGUGCAGCCGCAAUCGCCCUACACCACCACGGCCAUCGCGUUCUAUGCGUCCUCGACAAAGUACGGCAAUUUGGCCGUCUAGGCGACUCCCUCGGUCUUGGCGACAAUGCCUUCAGCCUACUAGAAAAAUGGGAUUGUAACGUCUCCGACAUCAAAAACAUUGGAAACCAGGCUCCAGACAUGAGUAUCCGACGAUGGAAGGAUGGAAAAGUGCUUGCUGUCCAACCGCUGAUGGACAUGGCUGGGUACAUUGGUCACCGAGGGGACUACCACGACGUUUUUCUAAAGUGGGUUGAUCAGAGAGGCAUUCCAGUUCGAAUGGACAGCGAAGUUGUAGCGUACGAAGACACAGAACCCCAACCCAGCAUCACGCUCAAAUCGGGUGAGAAACUCAGUGCAGAUGUCAUUGUCGCGGCAGAUGGCAUCAAAUCCCUUGCCCGUCCCCUCGUCCUCAACAUGCAAGAUGACCCCGUUUCAAGCGGAUAUGCGUGUUUUCGGGCGUUCUUUAAACCGGAUCAGAGUAUGAAAGAGGACCCUGCUUGUAAUAAGUACUUAGGACGAGAUUGUGUGAAUUUCUGGAUCGGUCCGGAUAUGCAUCUUGUGCAGAAUACGCUGAGGGGUGGAGAGGAAUUCAAUUGGAUCAUUACGCAUAAGGAUGACGGAGAUGUGCCUGAGAGUUGGUUUCAGCCAGGCGAUAUGGAGGAAGUGCGGAGGUUGGUGGGGGACUUGGAUCCAGAUAUCCGUGAAAUUGUGAAGAAGACGGAGAAAUGUCUGGACUGGAAAAUCUGCUACCGCGAACCGCUCCCUACAUGGGUUUCUCCUGGUGGCCAUCGCAUUGUGUUGUUGGGUGAUUCUUGCCAUGCACAUUUGCCAACGAGUGCACAGGGCGCAAGUCAGGCGGUUGAGAGCGCGGGCGUGCUGGCCACGUGCCUGGAUUUAAUUAAGGGCAAGGAAGAGGUUAAGAUUGCGACGAGGUGCUAUGAAAAGUUGAGGUUUGGACGGACUAGGCAGAGUCAGACGAAUGGCGAGGAUUUGAGGGAUCGGUGGCAUGGAGUGCUGAAGGGGGCGGAUGAGGAGAGGGAAAUUGACCCUGAGGAUGUCAAGAUUAAGAAUCGCUGGUUGUAUUCUUUUGAUGCGGAGGAAGAUGCGAGAACGAGGUGGAAGAGUAUUCGGGGGGUUGUUGAACAUGAAUUUUUGACUGGGAAGAUUAACCCUUUGUGUUAA